GCCAUGGCUAGUCUCAAGAAUAUCAUGAACACCGACGACGAACACGUCGAUCCGCGAUCCGGAAGCCGGCCCAUAGAUUUGGCUUCAAGGCCGUCCCUGCGCCCCAAUCCAUCGGCCUCCGGCUCAACCUCAUCGUCUUCCCAUAACAGCAGGCCUGAUCCACCUACUUCUUCGACGAUAUCUUCUGUCGUCGAUCACCUGUCAUCUUCGAGCACCAACCACAACAUGACCAGCCGCCGUCGUAGCAACACGAGUCUUGACUCUCUCGAACUGUCCAGCCAGGCGGGUCCAUCGUCAAACGCUCCCAUGAGGCCCUUUACAGCAGGAGUGGGCAAUGAGCCCCAUGUCAAACUGACACCCAUCACUCGAAAGAUUAGCAAAGCAAAGAAGGGCGUUCCAGUUCAUACCUGUGAUCGAUGUCCCAAGGUGCGAUACCUAGCUCCUUAUCUUAACUCCGGACAUCACUCACCUCCUGAUCUGUGCUGCCAGGUUCCAGGUUGCAACAAGACAUUCUACAGAAAAGAUCUCCUUGACCGACACAUCCAGAGACAGUACAAAGGUGCCAAGGACCCGAAACCGUCCGUUUCUCGACGCAACUCAAAGACAUCUACACAAACAUGCCCAAACAUGACUCAGGAGACGGGCUUGAAAAUGCCUGACAACCUCAAUGGACCCCGAAUGGGUGCCAUGGGUGGCUCAACAAACAACUCUACAAUGGUCUCCGGAUCGUGGACAUCCAUGACCGCUGCUCCAAGUGUAAGCCAGAGCUACACGACGCCGUCCAAUAUGACGAACACCACAGACAACUAUCCUAUGGGAGGAACAGACUAUGUUAUUGGGCCGACGACAAACGAUACAUUUGGUCAAUAUGAUUCAGCACCCCGAGCUAUGCCGGAACUUACAAUGUUAGCCAUACCUGAUAACGGAGCAUCAGAGGUGCGUUGGCGAGACUCAGGGAUGGCUUCUUCAGCUUCAGAGAGCACCUACUCGACACCAUCGGACAACAUACGGCACCCACAGUUCCCCAUCCGUACCUCAAGUGAGGACUGGAUCAACUCUGUUCCAUCUUACCAAACCGCCUCAAACGAGUUGCGAAACCCGAGCAUAGAGAAUGGAGCAUUCUCUGUCCCUUUUACAUAUACCAGCUCACCCCCGCAAAUCUACCAGCCCGUAUUUGGUGACAUGGGCCUCCCUCUCCCUGGGUACGCUGAAGGGGAUACGUUUGGUAGCGCGGACCAGAUCCCAACCUCUACAGUUCGUAGCAUGUCCCCUUCACUGGCUGUGGCUCAAUCUGAGACUUUAGUCGCCAUCCCAUCGAUACCAUCAGGUCGGAUUUUCGGCCUUUCCGGGUGCGGCUCUCAGCCUCCAGAUGGGGGCAGCCUAUUAAACAUAGAACUGCCAGUGUCGCUGAACGCAGCGGCUAGCGAGGCAGUUCCGGAAUAUCUCAAGGUCUACUGGGACAAGGUGCACCCCAACUAUCCUAUAAUCCACAAGCAUACCUUUGGGAAAGCAACUGUGGCCGCUGCGGAGCAUCUCGAGGUGCUCCGGUAUGCCAUGGCCGCAGUGGCAACACAAUAUCUUGCUGAUAAGGACGACCGCAUGAAAGGGGCUCAACUGCAUGCCUAUGCUUGGCAAAAGUCCAAGGUGGUUGUCGGUGGCCAGAAUAAAUCUGCUCCCUUUUUGUCUACCCGUGAUACCCAGCGCGCAUGGAAGACGUGGAUUGAAACAGAAGCCCACCGGAGGCUGGUGGCUGCUUGUUUCUUGUUGGAUGUGCACAGCUCGCGUUAUCACGAAGGCCAACACGUUUCUGCGGCCGGCCUGGAUUAUUCUUCCCCAAGUACCCUUCCUAUACCUCUCACAGGCGACACAACGCAGCUCUGGGAGGCAAAAGACGCCCAAAGUUGGGCCAAGACACGAACGAAAAAGAGUCCGAAAACUCUCUGCAAUACGAACCUGGGGACACUCGCCGCUUCCAACAUUGCCACGGCACCACCCUUUGACGCGUCGGUCCUACUCGCGGCGUAUUCGCUAUUCCUCUCUCCUCUUCAGUCUCCAACACAAGCCAGCCCCAUGGACAAUCUAAAGGGCAUCCAAACCGAGACGACUCCCAUCUCAAAGCUCUUCCCUAGUUCUGCCGUUGCCAACACCUACCUGGCCCUACAAUACACCCCCCUUGAGUGCCUUUUGUCGGUGGCUGGGGAGAGUUGGGUGUUUAACAAGAAGGUGCCUGAAGUGAGCACCUACAAGGAGCAUCAGAAGGUGGUUGAACAAUGGUGCAGAUCCGAUAUAUCGUCCAUCGCAGCAGUCUUUGCUGCCCGGGCACUGAAAGCUUUCCUCAACCUGGGAGCUUCAUCGGACCAAGCAGAGGAAAACAAGGCAAAAGAGACACGCCGAAAGACUGUACCAUGGACAGACAUCUCGGACUACUGGGGCGUGUACGUCUGCGCUCUGAUCUGUUGGGCCUUCAGCCGCACGGGCGAUAGGGACAGAUCCAACACACCGGUAUCACGGGAGACAGCGACACAGUGGAUAUUGGCGGCUUCAGAUAUGGAGCCAGCUGAUGUACAAAGUCAAGUCCAACGCUACGAGGCUCGAGGAGUCGUCAAGCUUGCGCGGGAAGCGUUGGCGACCGAUUGUCUCGGAGGAAGGAACAUUAUGUUUGAAGAUGCCGUGGGGGUUUUGAAACAGCUGGAGGGGAAGUUGGUGGGGGCAGUCUAG
This is a messenger RNA of Fusarium vanettenii 77-13-4, 2718 nucleotides long. RefSeq lists its product as uncharacterized. NCBI's taxonomy places the organism in Eukaryota, Fungi, Ascomycota, Sordariomycetes, Hypocreales, Nectriaceae. Gene Ontology annotation, biological process: DNA-templated transcription; regulation of transcription by RNA polymerase II. The transcript is spliced from 4 exons. The annotation marks the transcript as partial. The record is from RefSeq and is a predicted model, not a curated record. Gene Ontology annotation, molecular function: zinc ion binding; DNA-binding transcription factor activity, RNA polymerase II-specific; RNA polymerase II cis-regulatory region sequence-specific DNA binding. Gene Ontology annotation, cellular component: chromatin.